Molecule: messenger RNA, 3815 nt
Organism: Homalodisca vitripennis (glassy-winged sharpshooter)
Lineage: Eukaryota; Metazoa; Arthropoda; Insecta; Hemiptera; Cicadellidae
Exons: 2
Coding region: 143-1339 (398 amino acids)
Source: RefSeq, a predicted model, not a curated record
UAUGGAAGAAUUAUCAGCAGAUGAUAUGAAAACCUUUGACAAGAUUGAACCUUUAUAUAGCAAGAAAAGGUACACAGAAAUCCUUCCCAAGAUGAUGAAACAGUUUCAAGACUUGAUUGACUCCUAACAAUAAAAUGGUAAAAUGGAACAAGACCAUCUUGCUUGGCUGGACGAAGAUUUCCUGGCCUCGGCUCUACAAGAAGAAUUUGAAAGUCAAAUAACAAUCGUCAAGUUUUCUACCAGUCAAGCCGUGACGGCAGGAAACAACUACACAAGCCAUAUGUACAGAGUUAAAGUAGAGUUCACUGUCGAAGGGUCAGAUCUUCAAGUCACUUCGCUCAUCGUCAAGAUUCCCAUCACUAAAGGAGUCAUCACAGAAGCUGUAGACGGUGCUGAAUUUUAUGAUAAGGAACCGAGAAUAUACAAAGAAGUCUUACCAAUGUUGAGCAAAAUAGUCAAUUUCGAGUUUGGUCCAAUGUUUUUUUACUGUCCGGUAAAAAACGGGAUGAUCCUGAAAGAUAUGAAUAAGGAAGGUUAUGUUAUGUGUGACAAGUUCAAGCAACUGGAUUUCUUUCAUUGUGAACUUGUUUAUUCAACUUUAGCAAAAUUCCAUGCGGCAUCUGUUGCGUGCCAUCAUAACAAUCCUGAAUUGAUCGAAGAACUCGGGAAGGAACUGAUGUUCUCAAAUAAAAACAAAAUGUUAGAAGGGUUCGUCAAAUCUUCUGCUAAGUGUUUUGAGAAAAUUCUUAGUGAGAUGAAAGAAUGUGAAGAUGCUGUAGACUUGAUACUUAACAGAACUGACCACAUGGUUGAAUCCAUUGGAGACAUGUUCCAACCGAAGCCAACCGGACUGAAUGUUCUGAACCAUGGUGACUUGUGGAUCAACAACAUGUUGUUCAAGCACUCCGAUUCUGGAGACGUGGAAGAUGUCAAGUUUAUUGAUUUUCAAAUGGUGAGGUGGGCCUCUCCAGUGCUAGACCUUGUGUACUUCUUGUGGACGAGUGCGGAUGAAGAAGUGCGAGAACACAGGCAGAAGGAACUGUUCACUCUCUACCGGCACACUCUCAACUCUAGCCUUGAACAACUGGGCUGUCCGGAGCGGCUUUCUGAGCAAGAGUUUGAGGACGAUCUUCGGGCAGCCUCCGACUAUGCCCUGCUCACCAUAAGCGGAACUCUCCCGUUCAUCUUGAGUGAAAGUAAAGAUGCUGUCAACAUGGAAGAGUUAACAUCAGAUGACUUUAAAAGUGGUGAUGUGUUUGAACACUUGUAUAACAGUAAAAGAUUCAGGGCAUUCAUUCCGAAGAUGAUGGAACAAUUCCAGAAAUGGAUUGCUUUAUAACUCUUUCAAUGCAAUUCUCAGUUGAUUUAUCAUUUGAUGAAUUAUAUGAGUAUGUUUUAAUAAGACUGUCUAUAAAACCGUCUCUACCGUAUGUGAACUUGAGUCUUGAGCACGUUAAAGUAUACAUUCUUAUGUAGUAUGUAUGCAUUCACGUCCGAUAGCAAAACUAGCUUGUAAAAAAUCUUGAAUUAAACGUAGUUGAUAUGAUAAAACAUGGUUUUGUUCAAAUUAAAAACUAUUUUAACUGUGUAUGUAAUAUUAUUAAUAAAUAUUGUUCAGUUAAUUUUAAUUAAAUCCUGUAAUAUAUCGUGCCCAUGAAGGAUAGUUUGAUAUAAGUAUGCGGCAUGAAAGUUGAAUCAAGCUCUAAAUAAAACAUUACAAUUAAUUUUGAUUUUUUUCUGAGAAAUAAUAGUCAUGGUGAAAUGUUUUCCACUAAUAAGCCAGCCCUUUGUGAAAUAUUCAACUGUAGCUCGCAAAGAGUAAAACAUGCACAUUUUUAUAUUGGUAAAAGUCCCGUGGAAGGAAAAACCCUCAACACAAAUAUUUAAUAAAUAUUUCAAAAAUACAAACUAUGGGUAAACAGAACAAACAACUGGGUAUGGGUUCUGGUUUAAAACUGGUUUAAAACAACUGGUUUAAAACAAAUCCUUACUAAGAAUUGUUUUAUUGUGGGACAGGAGUUAAAAAAUUCUUUCUAAUACUAGGUUUGGUUAGAGUAGGCCCUUAUGACAAAUGCAUGAAAAGUAAAUAUUAGUACCUCAUCUAAGGAGUUACUUUUAUAGGUUUGUCCUGUAGUUGUAUCUCAAAAGCACAUGGAAUGCAAAACCUUUUUAUUCAUAGUUUAGCUUUAUAACUGAUGAUAUUACUUACUACCAAAGCCUCUUGGAAAAAACAUAACAUUAACUAGUUCAAUAUAAAACAUAAAAUAAACAAAAAGUACUAUCGUUCCCACUCUUCUCUUAUUUAUUCACAAUUCCAUGGUAUAUAAGCUAGUGAUGUGAUUCUGUUUACUACAAUUCUAUUGCCUUUUGCAUUCUAAUGCUAAACUACCAUGUUAAUUACAAAACAUGUCCGCACACGCGUGCGUUGCAGGAGCAACACGCUUGCAACGCGUUUGCGUGCGAUUUUUAUCCACCCUGGCGAUAUUCCGACCCGUCCUCAACUGGCAGAAAGCUCAGUUUUACAAAUGGUUUCAUUCGGGAAAAUGUGAUUUUGUCAUCGGAAUCUCAUUAUUUGUGUACGCGUAGGCUAUAUUUCUUUUCAGUUAUAAUUAGAUAGUUAGUUAGAUAGGAAUAUGCCGAGUUCAAAAGUUCAACACCUGUAACGUACAUAACCUACAAAAUUUCAAUUCUGAAAUCAACACCUCUACUGACGAUAUAAUGCUGCCUAUCACCACUUUGGUUAAUGGCGGAAUCUCGUUAUGUGCGGAGUGACGGAAAAGGAACUGUCGAACACUUUGGCGGGAAAGCACAAAUCAUUUUUAAAAGUUAACGGUAAAAGUUAACGUUACGUAGUUAACCUACCGCUCACUUGUACAGGCCAAGAACGUAUCCAGGAAAAAACAUUAUGGAGGUGUCCAGACAACUGAUAUUUUUCGUAGUGGACAGAGGGUAAGGUCCCCUUAAAAUGUUCUUGGCCCGUUUCUUUGUUGAGAACGAUCUUUCAGCAGUACAUGUCAGUAAUUAUUUAAAUAAUAAUAAUAAUAAUCGUUUACUAAAAAAGUCAUGGGAAAUUUGGGGGGGGGGUCCGGACCCUUUGGACCCUCUCGCUGGCUACGUCCUUGGUACAGGCUUAGAGUCUAAAAUCUUACACGGCCAGCACUGAUGUUGUAUGAUGGUUAUAUUAUCAGAUUUAUUAUUAUAGAUAUGUAUAUAUUUAUUUAUAUAGUUAUGACAUAAUAGGCAAUUAGUCACUAAAUAGAUUUUUGGCUAAAACAUGCAACUUCAAACCUUGAAUAGAGCUCAAAGGUUACAGGUUAUAUGCGUACUGAAAGAGUCGAAGUUGUGGACAGUUGCGUCAGCGACCGAUACGCGCCAGACAAUGGUGACCUGCACGUGACCCGUGAGAGCGCGCUACGUCACAAUCUUGCAGCUCGCGCCGCCGUCAAGUGCCACAGGUUCAAUGUCCGCGAGUGUUGGCGUAAACAUUUUUUUAAAUCUUUCCAGUUGAUUUCCAUUUUUACGUAUCGUCUCCCAAGUGACGUAUUCAAUUUUUUGCUUUCAGUUUCAUUGAAUACAAAGUGCUCUUUGAAUAGGUUGAAUAUUUUUACUAUCAGUAAUUUUCAAACAUAUCUUUCAACUUGUGCUCCUUCUUUCUGACUGUUGAUUUAUUGUAAAAAUAUAGCAGCAUGAUUUUCUUACAUAAUUGGAACUAUCCAGCCUAAUAUGAGCACAAAUUCAACUCCAUACAGCUUCAUCCAUAUUUUGUAAAAUGUAAUCAUUAUUGUAUAUUGAAAAAUAAAAAUAUUUUUAUAGCA